Messenger RNA from Aspergillus campestris IBT 28561, 3314 nucleotides. RefSeq names its product cell division control 45 family protein. NCBI's taxonomy places the organism in Eukaryota, Fungi, Ascomycota, Eurotiomycetes, Eurotiales, Aspergillaceae. The transcript is spliced from 2 exons. The record is from RefSeq and is a predicted model, not a curated record. Gene Ontology annotation, molecular function: single-stranded DNA binding; chromatin binding; DNA replication origin binding. Gene Ontology annotation, biological process: double-strand break repair via break-induced replication; mitotic DNA replication preinitiation complex assembly; DNA replication initiation. Bases 257 to 2842 code for a protein of 861 amino acids. Gene Ontology annotation, cellular component: DNA replication preinitiation complex.
CAAAACCAACACCACCAAACAGUCCCAACACAGCCAACAAAUAACGGGCGAUGGAGCCGUCUACGGUCUUCUGCCUGUAAUUCUAUACUCUCUCAUCUCUGAGAUUGUGUUUGGGAGGCCUCUUGCAGGCCUCUUUACUCGUCUCUAAUUGCUCCUUCGAACCGCGUCCGCCCACCCCUCUUGUGUGCCCUCCCUCUCUACAUACAUACCCACAUACAUACAAGAGAUAAUAUACAUACAAAACACCUAAUCAACAAUGUAUCUCCCGCGCCAACUCAUCUCGCACCUCUACCUGCAACUCCUCCGCUCGCACCAUCCGCUCUCCCCGCCCGUCCUGAUCCUCGUGGCCCUCGAGCCCGACGCGCUCUGUGCCUGCCGCAUCCUGACAGCACUCCUCAAACGCGACUACAUCCCGCACAAGAUCCAGCCGGUAGCCGGGUAUGGCGAUCUCGCGCGCGCAGGCGACGAGCUGAUCAAGCCCAUGCAGACCACCAACGGCGGCAGCGGCGGCGUGGUCGUGUGUCUGGGCGUUGGCGGCUUAGUCGAUCUCAGCGAGCUGCUUAGCUUGAACAGUAGCGACGAUCCGGAGAACGAAGACGUCGAGGAGGACCUGGGCGGUGUUGAGGUGUGGGUGUUUGAUGCGCGGCGGCCGUGGAAUCUGUCGAAUGUGUUUGGCGGCGAGGCUGGGGGCGAGGUUGUUGAUGCUACUGCGCGCCGGAAAACGCGCGGUGUUGAUCGCGGGUGUAUUUCGCCGUCUUAUCCUGGGGGUGCGGGGGGGAUUGUUGUCUUUGAUGAUGGGGAUAUUGAGGAUGAGAUGGGGAGGGAGAGGGAUGCUUAUUGUGCGUUGUUGGAGAUGCCGGAUGUGGAUGAGGAGGAUGUGGAUGUGGGUGCGGAUGAUUCGGGGAGUGAGGAUGGUGGUGGGGGUGGUGGGGGUGGUGGUGAUCUUUUGUCGAGCUCGGACUCGAAGAAGCGCAAGUCGUGGUCGAGGGAGGAUGAUGAGGAUGAGUCGGGGGAGGAGGAUGGGCCGCCUCGUCAGCGACGGCGGAGUAAUUCGAACUCCUCAUACCUCGUUUCGUCUCCCACCCGCCACCGAAGACCAGCCCACGAUUCUUCCAACUCUUCGCGCUCUGUUACUCCCGUGUCAGAUUCACCGUCCCCUGCGCAGCCAAGACAGCCGUCCGCUCUCUCGUUAAGGCGCCGCCUGAUCCGGAUGAAGAAGAAACACGAGGGUGUGCUUCAGAAAUACUACUCUGCGGGCACGUCAUACUCGGAACCAAUAUCCUCCCUCGUGUACUCUCUUGCGUCGGAGCUUGGCCGCGAGGAUAACGACUUACUGUGGCUGGCCAUUGUGGGAGUCUCGAGCUUAGAACUGAGCGGUCGUACCAUGUCCGGCGUCGGGAUAUCCAACUCGCUGGAACUGGGAGGAUCGGCCGGCUGGGGCGGCGAACGGGGAGAGCGAGUACGCCAAAUCAUGCGCGACGAAGUGCAUCGGUUGAAUCCACCAGACCCCUACGAGCGAGAUCGCGAUAUCAGAGGGGAGAUCAACGGCAUCAUCCCGACGACGGCUAAAUCUCCCACGGACAAGUCGAUCCGGCUGUCUCCCGAGCCUCGUUUCAUCCUUGUACGACAUUGGUCAUUAUACGACAGCAUGCUUCACAGUCCCUACCUGGCGUCGAGACUCCACGUGUGGUCCGAAAACGGCAGGAAACGCCUACACAAGCUUCUGGCCAAGAUGGGCAUCAGUCUGAGCCAGUCCCACCAGAACUACACCCACAUGGACAUGGAAUUGAAGCGAGUGCUGCGACAGCGCUUGCUCAAGUACGCUCCGAUGUAUGGCCUAGACGGACUCGUUCCCGCGGAGGCAUCCGGACAUGCCGCUUCCCGCGAGGGAUGGGGAUUUGUCCGCUGUUGGGGCUGGAAGGCAUGUCUAUCAGCCACUGACGUUGGUGUCAUCGUGGGUGCGAUUCUUGAGGUUGGACCGGAAGAGGCCCCGGGCUCAUGGGACACCAAGCGUGUGUCGCAACCUAAGCAAAGUGAUCUGGCCGGAACGGGGUCCGACCUGUCUAGCCUUCUCCCCCGGUUCUGGAGCGCCUACGAUGCGCUGUCCCUCACGUCCGAGUCCCCCACAUUACUCCUCGCCUCUCUGCCCCUCGCCCAGCAUCUUCACCGUGCCAUCCUCCGCACCGGCACGUCACUGCUCUCGAAGCACCAGAUUCGGCAUCUGCGCGCGUUCCGGAUCGCCGUGGUCAAAGAAGGCCCUGACGUCAAGCUAUUCACCAACCCUGGCGCCCUGACCAAGCUAGCGCUGUGGAUCGCCGAGGCGAUCAAAGUGCAAGAACGAGAGCGGGGCGACACCAAGGUCGGACGCAAGCGCAGCACCGGAACCCCUCUGGUGCUAGCCGGCCUCGACGAAGACCGGGACCUCUACGUGGUCGUCGGCACCGGCGGCGGCGGCGGCGUCGUGGACUUCGCAGCGCUAUCCAAACGUCGCGAGGAGCGACGGAAAAAGAAAGAAGCGAAAGACAAGAAGCGCAAGGACCGGGAGGACCGCCGGGCACAGCGGGCGGCUGAACGUGCCGAGCGAGAAGACGACGAUGGCUCCGAAGAGGAGGAGAGCGAAGACGAGUCGUCGGAAUCUGAGUCCGAGUCCGAGGACGAGGAGAGCGAUCAGAGCAAUAAGCAUCUCCUGCGCAACCGGUUUGGCAUUGCCUUCCAGGAGGUCGUGCAGGAGACUAACACAAGGGUCCGCAUCGAUAGCUUUGAACACUGCGUGGUUGAAGUGCAGAAGGAGGAUCUUGGGGGUUUCCUUGAAGCGUUGAGCUUCCGCAGUGUGGUGGGUUGAUAUGGACCUGUCAGUUCAUGUUCGUGUUUGUUGAUGUGACAUGCUCUGAACUUUCGUUCGGAUCUGCUUUCAUAUACCUUUCCUAUCAGCACCGCGCGGGAUGAGGCUUCAAGGAGUGCACGGCAAUAAUUCUUUACUUUUCUUUCUCUUCACUGGGGUUGUUGGGUUAUCAUUGGGUAUGGGUCAUGACGGAUUGGGGAUAAUGCUGUCAUUCUUUUGGGAUUUCCUUUCUCUUUCUUUUCCCCCUUCUUUUUCAAUCUCUUCUUUCUCUUAUGUGGUUGCACCAGCAUCUGUCCCAUUGUCGCUGCUCUUUCUCGUCCAUGAUGACCUUCUUGCAUAUUCUCUACACAUGUCACGGCGCUAUGGGGUUCUGCAUAUUUUCUUAUCCUGUCGUGUGUUUGUUGAUAUACGUCCAGAUUUCAGCCAAUUGAUGCCCAGAUAUAACUAGUUAUUUAGUAUGUCUGGAUUUCUC